Molecule: messenger RNA, 1765 nt
Organism: Ornithorhynchus anatinus (platypus)
Lineage: Eukaryota; Metazoa; Chordata; Mammalia; Monotremata; Ornithorhynchidae
Gene: TMX2
Product: thioredoxin related transmembrane protein 2
Exons: 8
Coding region: 33-923 (296 amino acids)
Biological process (GO): brain development
Cellular component (GO): membrane-bounded organelle
Molecular function (GO): disulfide oxidoreductase activity
Source: RefSeq, a predicted model, not a curated record
GCGGCGACCUCCAGCGUGGGGGAGCGGAGAAGAUGGCGGUGUUGGCCCCGCUGCUGGCGCUGCUGUACUCGGUGCCGCGUCUAUGGCGCUGGCUGUGCCGGCCCUACUACCUGCUGUCGGCGCUGCUGUCCGCCGCCUUCCUGCUCGUGCGCAAGCUGCCGCCGCUCUGCCUCGGCCUCCCCACGCAGCGGGAGGACGGAAACCCCUGCGACUUCGACUGGCGGGAGGUGGAGAUCUUGAUGUUCCUCAGCGCCAUUGUAAUGAUGAAGAACCGUCGAUCCAUCACCGUCGAGCAGCACAUCGGCAACAUCUUCAUGUUCAGCAAAGUGGCCAACGCCAUCCUCUUCUUCCGCCUGGACAUCCGCAUGGGCCUGCUCUACGUCACCCUCUGCAUAGUAUUCCUGAUGACCUGCAAGCCCCCCCUCUACAUGGGCCCCGAGUACAUCAAGUAUUUCAACGACAAGACGAUUGACGAGGAGCUGGAGCGCGACAGACGGGUGACGUGGAUCGUGGAAUUCUUUGCCAAUUGGUCCAACGAGUGCCAGUCCUUCGCUCCGAUCUACGCCGACCUCUCUCUCAAGUACAACUCUACCGGGCUGAACUUCGGGAAGGUGGACGUGGGGCGCUACCCGGACGUCAGCACGCGGUACAAAGUGAGCACGUCACCCCUCACCAAGCAGCUACCCACCCUGAUCCUGUUUCAGGGCGGCAAGGAGGUGUUGCGGAGGCCGCAGAUCGACAAGAAAGGACGAGCCGUCUCCUGGACCUUCUCCGAGGAGAACGUGAUCCGAGAGUUCAACCUGAACGAACUCUACCAGCGGGCCAAGAAGCAGAUGAAGUCCCGAGACGAGGCCCCCGAAGAGCCACCCGAACCCCCGGCCGCCGCCACGCUUCCCCCGGGGGAGAACAAGAAAGACAAAUGAGGCCCCCGUCCCCGUCCCGUCCUCCCCGACGCCACCGGGCCUCCGCUGUGACGCGGCCCGCCCGCCCGCCCCGGGACCGCAUGCCUUCUCACGGGCUACCGCUUGUCGUUAUUUAUGUGCGCUCCCCGCUCGUGGACUCGGCUCGCCGGGGGACUGGGCCGGCAGGUCCAGGGAGAGGAGGAGGAGAGGAGGAGUGGCCGUCGAUCGGAUCCGGGGGCCGUUCGGAGGAAGGGGUCGUCGCCGGACGUCGCCUCCCCCCACCCGCCCCCGGUCCAGGCCGCCCGAUCCCCUCCGAGGAGAAGGAAACGAGGCUUUUCUUCCUCGCCGGGCCGGCCGAGGCCAGGCGGUCAACGGCGGCCAUCUCCAGCGGGCCGGGCUCCGGCUGCCUUCGGUCGUAGGCCUCACCCCGGCGUCGACCCGUCCUAGCCGCCGCGGCCCUCUCGAGGCCGGGAGCCCACGGGGACCUCGUUCUCCCGGCCUCGGCCUUGAAAACGGCCCUCGCCUUCAUCGCAGGAAGGGGCCUCCACCCCGGUACCGGCCGAGCUCCCCUUGCCCUCCUCCCCCUACCGAGGUCUCCGCUCAGGACGGGGGAGGGACGACGGUGGUGAUGAGGUCGGGGCAGAGUGAGCCUUGUAGCGCCACUAACUCACUUGCGGCGCUCCCCUGCCCUUGGGGGAGGAGAGGGGUGGGGUAGGAGGGAGACCGAGGCCUCCUCGGCCCCGUUGCGGGGGUGAGGUUGAAGAAGGGGAGCCCCGAGCUAGGGCUCCCGUAAUACUCCCACUAACUUCCCUCCCAUCCUGGUAGUCUUGGGGAAUAAAGGAACAACCCCUUCCUGGCCCGUG